Molecule: messenger RNA, 2293 nt
Organism: Thunnus maccoyii (southern bluefin tuna)
Lineage: Eukaryota; Metazoa; Chordata; Actinopteri; Scombriformes; Scombridae
Gene: reep6
Product: receptor accessory protein 6
Exons: 9
Coding region: 731-1435 (234 amino acids)
Source: RefSeq, a predicted model, not a curated record
UUUCAGGUUUUAGAUGUUGUACACCUUUAAACAGGGAGCUGUUAAAAUUCAGCUUACAUGCUGUUGGGUUCCUGCAGUGUAAAAAGUGCUGUUACACAGAGUUCGUUAUUUUUCAACUCACCUCUCUCCUUGGCGAUCUUGGCGUAGACGCCGACCGCUGUGAGGACGGCGCUCACAACCUGCAGAGUCACAGAGAAACAGAUGAUGUUUUAUUAAGAGAACCUAACCCUCCUAAAGUAAAAUGACAUCCAUAACUAAUAAGUUAUUUCUAUUUUUCAUCUAGUUUACAUUUAGAAUUUCUAUUUGGUGUUUUUUUUUAUUAUUUAUUAUUCUGUGAGUGAAUUGCAUCAGGGCCUUUUUGGAUACAGAUUUAAUGAUAAUGAUGAUAUUUCAGAUGUCCCUGGUUCUGGAAGCAAAAGUCCCGUUCAUGUUUCUCAUAGACAACGUUGUGAUUCUCAGUUCUCUCUUCAACAGGAUCAACAUGAAACUGGUUGAAUCAUCAGAAGAAAACAUGAACAACUGUGUUGGAUAAUAUCUGGUACUUUAGUAAAAAGUCGAAACUUCAAAACUGUGAACAUGAAGAUUUCAGAGUUGAGGUUAACUACGACUCCCAAGACUGCUUCCAGUCCUCUGAACCGGACACACUGAGAUGAAACUGAUAACCUUCUUCUUCUGUCUCUGGGUCAUCUCUCUCUGUCUCGUCUGUUAUUUGAGGACCUGAUUGAGGACCAUGGGCCUGCUGGACAUCCUCUACUCCAUCAAAGACCGAGCCGAAAAGUUUCUGAAUGAGAAAAAUGUGGUGACAGACGUUCUGGGGAAGUUGGAGGAAAAAACAGGGAUCAAGAAGAAGAUCAUCGCAGUGGGUGCCGUCUCACUGACAGGACUCUACCUGGUGUAUGGAUAUGGUGCCGCCCUCCUCUGCAACCUGAUUGGUUUUGUCUACCCAGCGUAUUAUUCAAUCAAAGCCAUCGAAAGCGCGAACAAAGAAGACGACACAAAAUGGCUGACGUACUGGGUGGUGUACGGCGUCUUCAGCCUGGGCGAGUUCUUCUCAGACAUUUUCCUCUACUGGUUCCCGUUCUACUACGCUUUUAAGUGUCUCUUCCUGUUGUGGUGCAUGGCGCCAAUGACGUGGAACGGCUCCCAGAUCAUCUACAACCGAGUGGUUCGUCCCAUCUUCCUCCGCCACGAGGCCACAGUGGACAACAUGGUCAGUGACCUCAGCGGGAAGGCCAUGAGUGCCGCCGAGAACCUCACCAGAGAAGUCCUGUCCACUCUGAUAAAAAAUAAAUCUCUGGUGAGUCCGAUGCCGCCGGUUGCUCAGGCUGAACCUAAAAGUUUACCAAGUACAUCAGGAGAAACAUCAGCAGCUAAAGGAGCUCCAUCCGUGCCAAGCGAAGACCGACCAGAUCAUCAUGAGCUCAGUGUAGACUGACGUCCUUCAGAUAGCAGCGGAGAGGAACAGAAGAUUUUCCUCUUCAUCCCGACAGACUCCAACACUCAGACAAGAAGAAAACCUGCUGUCAAAGAGACUUGUUUCAUUUUUAUAUCAGAUGUGUAACAUGAUUUAAUGUAAAAAUACUGCGGGCUGUUUACUCCAAAGCUCAGACUGACUCUUCAAACAGCAAAGAAACAGAAUCUGAUUCUGAAAAUGUUGUUUUAAAUUUUAUUUAUUUAUAUUUAUUAUAUAUUUGGGGGUCAGGGGUAUGUUUUUUUGGGUUUCUUUUUAGAUGCAAAGCACCUCAUAGAACCAGCUUAUAAUAAAUUCACAGACUCACCUGCUCACUUUUAUCAGGCUGCAGAUUCUCCACCAGGGGGAGCUGUUCCAUCAAUGUCAGAGCAGUUUACACCUGCCUACCUGCGCCACCCAGAGGAAAGAGAAGUAACAGCAGCAAUGUUUCAGACCUGCAGAUGUAAACCUGUCAGGCGAAGAAAUUUAUAGCUGCUGCAAUUUUAAGGUAGCGCCACCUGCAGCCGUGUUACAGAUGCACUUUUUUUUUAAUAGCUGCAGUGUUUUGAUUUUAUUUUGUGUGUGUUUUAGAUUUGUAUGGAGCCCGGGAGGGCAUGGAGAAAAAAAUAAGUAAAUUGUGUUGUUGAUUUAAUAAUUUGGAGUCUUGAUUUAUUUAAUAACCUGUGCUCUUGAUUUAAUAACUUUUUAACCCUCACUGUAGAUAUACUCUGAGCACAACACUGUUAUCUCUGACAUCCCUUAUCAUAUCCAGUAGAAUAGAUGUUAUCCAGUUCAUAAAAACUCAGUUUCAUUGUGGACAUGGAUGUAAAUAUUUGUGUGUGU